AUUUAGGUUUCAAAUAUAAUUACAUGUAUCAGUGUACCAUGUAUUGAUGUAGGUAUAUAAAUAAUGAAAACAUAAAUAGUUAUUAACCAUCUAAGAAUAACAUAAUACAUAUUAUGCCAAGUGUUUGUAGGUUAUGCACUAUUUGUUCACAUGCAGUUCAUAAUAUUAUAUACUCUAUAUAUUUUGUACAUUAUUGUUUUAACUAUUAGAUAUUCUAUGAUUUUAUAAUGUAAAUAAAAUAAUUAAAUUAGUACCAUUAGAUUUUUCUAAUAAUUGUUCCUUGAUAUUGUUAUAUAUGUUAUAUAUUUUUAUCCCCUAUAUAUUAUUUUAAGGUUAAAAUAUUCAAAGAGAAAAAUCUAGAAAUAUUUUAUUUUGUUACUAAUUGAAAUACCUCGGUUUUUUAGUGAACGAACUUUUAACUUUUCUCAAUUUGUUCUGGACAAUAUAAUUUGAAAAAUAUUAUUCAAGUAUUUUUUUUUUCUAAUUUAAAAUAUUUGUUUGAAUAAUAAUCAAUAAAACAAUAUUGUACUGUACCUAUACCAAACAAGGUAUGUGUAGUACAAAGCAGAACAUUUUCAGCAAAAAUUAAAACUCUUUCGUUCAGAGCCCAAGUAAUAUAAUAUAUUUAUUAAUUAUUAUUAAAAAUAUUUGUAAUUACAAUGUUAUCUUAUUUUAGUUGUGAUACAGUUAUUGGAACUCUUUUAUUUAAUUUUACUAGGUUUGUUUUUUUUUAAAUUUAUAUUAUUAUUAUUAAUUUUACUAUUAUUAUUGUAAUAUUUGAUAAGUGUAUAAUAAUUAACCACAGGCAAUAUUAAUUAUUUUCUUAUUUUUGUUUACGCCAGUGAAUGUUAUACUUUAAUAAUAAUAUUAGGGAAGUGAUGAAGUAUAAAAUAUAUUAUAAAUAUUAUACUAAUUCUUAUUUCAAAAACCGUUUACAGUAUCUACGAAAUAUAUUUAAUACGUUACACAGAGCAAUUAUUGUAGGGUUAUAGGUAUUUACCCAACCUAUCUAUCUAAUGUUUGACAAAAUUACGUAUACCUAAUUAAUUAUUUCAUCAAUUGUAUUCAUUAUAGACUAUAGUAAAUUUGAAAAACAUAAUUAUUUCUAUUAUUACUGAUGAGCAUUUAAAACAUUUGAUACACUUACAUUGAUACUUUACUUUUACUACACUAUAUUUACAUUUAAGGUAUUAAUUACGAUGUUUAUCAUACGGUUUUUUUUCAGUAAGACACAAUAUAACCAUCGGCCGAAAACAAACUCCAUAUAACUAAAUAAUUUAAUAUUAACUACAAGAAAUACUGUUUUCUCAAAAACGUUGUGAAAAUGCUAAGUUUGUAAGUCAGUCGUGGUUUUAGAAGUAAUAAUAACAUAGUAUAGGUAAUAAUAUGUAUACCUAUGUGUAAACAUAUACAACACACAGUUUCUUUAAAAAAUGUAUUAAAAAAUUGAACACUUUUUUCAACAGUUACCAGAUAUUUAAAUUUACAUUAACACAGUAAAAUGCGGUUUACCAGUUUACACGCGCAUGCUAAGCUAUAUCGAAGCACACGACGUGUAUAAUACACUAUAGACACAUAUUUUAUCCACGGUAAAGUCAUGCAACGCGUUUAAUUCCGGAAAUUAUUUUGAGGAAGUUGUUGUGGAACUCGUUAACAAUUUCUUAGAACCGAUUCGUACAUGAUAAUAGGUAGGUAGGUAGGUAUACCUAUACCGCGUGCAACAGAUACCAUACGGUAAAAAAAAAAACUCCUUACUCUCUUUGUUGUUACGUUUUAUUAAUUUUUUCAUCGAUCGGGGAACGUUUAUAUUAUUGUAUUAUUACACACGAACAGAUACCAAAUAAUAUCCCGACGACGGUCCUUGACUAUCACCCGAAACGCCUUGACCGUCCUCUCGGUGCGGCGACACGGAGUCAAGACGCGUAUUCGUAGUAAGUUACCACUUCACACCGGGUACACUGGUACACACAGAUACAUGUACCACGCACACAUCGCCGCAGUGGUAAAUACCUAACUAUUAUUUUUGUCGCUUGUGGGUCCGACCGUUGCGUUCGUGAUUUAUCGCCGCGAAUAAUUCAUUAUAAUAUUAUUGCACUAUAUAUUGUUAUUGUUAUUGAAUAUUGUUUCGGCGAUGGCCGAACUUAAAUCGCCAAAAAUAGACCCGGAAAAUGCCAAGAACGAGUAUAAUUUGUUUAAAUCCUCUCUAGCUCAAAUCGGUACGAUCAUCGUGCAAAAUGUGAUAAUGUUGGGCUUUGGCAUGUCGCUGGCCAUUCCGACGGUGGUCAUCGGGUCGCUAAUGUCAGACGAAGUCGAUGGCGGCGGAGGUGACAGCAUGACAUUGACGGAAACGGAAGCGUCGUGGUACGGCAGCGUGCUGUUGGUAUGCCACCCAACGGGGGGCCUGCUGUCGGGCGUGCUGCAGGAGAUCGUGGGCCGAAAGUGGUGCAUGGCCCUGGUCAGCGUACCGCAGCUGGUCGGCUGGUACGUGCUGUGGCGGGCCGGCAACGCGUUCGAUCUGUACGUGUCGUGCGUGGCGCUCGGCCUGAGCAUGGGCCUAAGCGAGGCGCCAGUACUGACGUACGUGGGCGAGACGGUCGAGCCCAGGCUCCGUGGCCCACUGUCGUCAGUGUCCACCUUCACCAUCAUGCUCGGUUCGUUCAUCGCCUACCUCAUGUCUACGGUCAUGCCGUGGCGGACGGUCGCCAUGAUCAACAUGGCCGUGCCAGUCAUAUCGUUUGCCGCCGUCGUGCUCCUGACCCCCGAAUCGCCAGUAUGGCUGUUGUCGAGGAACAGACCCGACGAGGCGAAAAGGUCGUUGGCCUACCUGAGGGGUUGCGUGAGCACGGCCGACGUGGAAGACGAGUUUUCCGAGCUUUCGAUCUACGCAGGAUUCAACAAGUCCGUUGAUCUCGAGCAGUACGCCGACUGCGGAAUAGACGAACGGCGUCUGUCGUACGUCAAGUACCUACAGAUCAACACCAACGACACUACCAACGCCGAAAUCGACAUUCUCGCCAAUCAAAACCAGAUCGGUUUUCUGGACACACUGAGAAGUUUUUGGUCACCGGAACUCAACCGGCCGUUCUUGUUCAUAAUGCUCUUCUUCUUCUUCUGGUCGUUCGCCACGUUCAUACCGGCCAAACCGUACCUGAUAACCGUGUUUAGCGAAAUCGGUUUACCAUGCAGUGCUCAAUGGACACUGGUCUAUACUUCUAUAUUGACCUUGGUAGGAACUCUUUUGAACGUUUUGACCGUCGCCAAGAUCGGUAAACGUCCUAUCACAUUGGUUUCGAUGGCGCUCUGUGCUUUUUCAAUGCUCGGAAUUGGAAUGUACAUGCUUUCUACUACUUAUUUCUCGUUUUCGUCUACGUGGAUACCGAUGAUAUUGUUGAACGCCUUAUUCUUCUUCUCCGGUUACGGUGUGUUUCCCAUUCCAUGGAUGUUGGUCAGUGAAAUAUAUCCGACAAAGGGACGUGGCAUCGCAAGUGGACUAACGGCCGCGUUGGCGUUUUUGAUGACGUUCAUUUUGACGAAAUUUUUUUUGGAAAUGCAAGAGUGGUUCACUCUCCCCGGGCUGUUCAUCGUUUACGGAUCGAUCACGUUAGUCGGAACUCUCUACCUGUACGCGUGCAUGCCUGAGACUGAAAACAAAACGCUGCAAGAUAUCGAACACUUUUUCAUCGGUGACUUGGAUGACUACGAGGACCAUGAUAAUCAAAACUGAUUGAUCGCAAACAAACGACAGCGUCAAAAUAUUCCUAAUUUGUUCUUCGCAAAAAUCAACAUUGUUCACUAUAAUUUAUAUUAAUUUAAACAUAUUUAUUAUUUAUUGUUAACUUGAACGCCAUUACAAUAUAUUAUGUAUAGGUAUUACUAAUAUAAACACUAAACGGUGUUUUGAAAUAUUUAGGAACCUACUGCAAAAUUACAGAAAGUCCUAUAUUAUACCUACAGCUUAAAUUAAGAUUAUAAUAUUAUGAUCAAUACGAAAAA
This is a messenger RNA of Acyrthosiphon pisum (pea aphid), 3993 nucleotides long. RefSeq names its product solute carrier family 2, facilitated glucose transporter member 8. The transcript has 6 exons. Gene Ontology annotation, molecular function: transmembrane transporter activity. Lineage: Eukaryota; Metazoa; Arthropoda; Insecta; Hemiptera; Aphididae. Bases 2132 to 3724 code for a protein of 530 amino acids. Gene Ontology annotation, biological process: transmembrane transport. The record is from RefSeq and is a predicted model, not a curated record. Gene Ontology annotation, cellular component: membrane.